AUGCAUUAAACAUUAUUAUUCGUGCUAUUCACAACGAUAUUUUGUUAUACUCAUAUUCCUGAACUGGAAAUAGACUUAAGUGCUCCACCAAAAUAAAGGUGGAAGGAGGCUGUUCAAACAGUUCUUGAUUUAUAUGGAUAUGAUAAUUCUUUUGGUCCGGUAUUUGCUUUUCAUAAUAAAUAUUCUUUUGAUGUCUUAAAUUAAGAUGACUAUACUACAAUAGCAUAAGCUUUAAGAAAGAAUUUCCCAGAACAUUCAUUGGAAUUGGAAGGGAUAAUUGAAGUAUUAAAUAGACCAGAGAUCACCUUUGAAUAUAUGGCUGGUUGGGCAUAUUUUCAUGAGAUAGCACAUAUUACAAAUUAUUUUUAUGAGUGCACAGGAGUUUUAUUAUCAGUAGGUGAUUAGGUAAUUCAUGGAAGAAACAUGGAUUAAGCACCAGGAUAAGGAAGAAAUUUAGUUUUGCAUUUAUUUAUUAAAAAGGAUGGAAAAUAUCUUGGAGAAGUAGUUGAUUGGUAUUGGUUCAAAGGUGGAUUUAUUACAGCAUUGAAAUAUAAUGUUGUUACUCUUGAAGAAAAUUGGAGAUAUGACAAAUAAUUAACUAAGGAAUCAGUAUUGACAUAUAUUUAAAAAGGAUUANAGUUUUUUGUAAACAAAUUUUCAAAAAAAUCUCAAUAAUUUCAUCCAAAAUUAUUGAAUAUCAAAAAGAUAAAAAUAUAAAUAGACAUGAAAUAUUUUGUUGACUAUUGA
Messenger RNA from Paramecium primaurelia, 747 nucleotides. The record is from the annotation of a GenBank genome assembly. NCBI's taxonomy places the organism in Eukaryota, Ciliophora, Oligohymenophorea, Peniculida, Parameciidae.